UGUUCUUCCCGUCCAAAGAAAUGCACUGUAGGUUGAUUUGGCAUGUCCAAAAUAUCUGAAGUGUAUGAAUGUGUAUGUGAUUGUGCCCUGUGAUGGAUUGGCACCCCGUCCAGGGUGUACCCCGCCUCGUGCCCGAUGCUCCCUGGGAUAGGCUCCAGGUUCCCCGUGACCCUUAAGAAUAAGCGGUAUAGAAGAUGGAUGGUCAGAAGGUGUUGAUUAGUUUUCUGUAGCAGCUGCUCUGACAGUCGUUCUUGCUGAAAGGCGAAUCAUUCUAACGCUUUAUCAUUUCAAUUAUGGAUUAAAAACGUCUUAUUUCAUAAAGAGUUGCUUGGUGAAGUUUUUUUGCCCAGGAGUAAAGUUUUGGCACUCUUUUCUUGCUUUGCUUUGAGUUCAUAGAUCGUCUAUGAACCUAGAAAUAUUACAUCAUAGAAAUAUUACAUCAUCUUCCUUUUUUCCCCCCCACGCUUUCUUUUUCUCUCCUCACACAGAUGACCGAGGGACGUAUGUGCCAAGUUCAGCUUCUGGACAACAGAAAACUGGAGCUGCUGGUUCAGCCGAAGCUGUUGUCCCGUGAACUUCUGGAUUUAGUCUCGUCUCACUUCAACCUGAAAGAGAAAGAGUACUUCGGGUUCACUUUCGUUGAUGAUACUGGUCAGUGUAGAUGGCUGCAGUUGGACCGCAGAGUAUUGGAACAUGACUUCUCCAAGAAGACCGGACCCAUCGCCCUCAACUUCCUGGUUAGGUUUUACAUUGAGACCAUUUCUCUGCUGAAAGAGCACACGACGGUGGAGCUGUUCUUCCUCAACGCUAAAACCGGCAUCUAUAAUGGUGACAUUGAGGUGGAGAGCGAACUGGUUUUUAAAUUGGCUGCUCAUGCUCUGCAGGAAGCUAAAGGAGAUUAUACAAGUGAUGAGGCCACCAGGGAGGAUUUAAAGAAACUCCCAACUCUGCCAACGAAAGUGCUGAAGGAGCAUCCGUCUCUGGCAUACUGUGAGGAGAGAGUGAUUGAGCAGUAUAAGCUGCUGAAGGGUGUGUCGAGAGGACAGGCCAUCGUACAGUAUUUAACGCUGGUCGAGUCGCUGCCUACGUACGGAGUCCACUAUUACGAAGUGAAGGAUAAACAGGGCAUGCCGUGGUGGCUCGGGAUCAGCUACAAGGGAAUCGGCCAAUAUGACAUCCAGGAUAAAAUCAAACCUCGACGGUUGUUCCAGUGGAAGCAGUUGGAGAAUCUGUACUUCAGAGAGAAGAAGUUUGCAGUGGAGGUGAACGAUCCUCACAGGCGAGCGGUGACUAAGCGUACGUUCGGACAGACGGGUUUGGUGAUCUAUACGUGGUAUGCUACUCACUCUCUGAUCAAAACCAUCUGGGUGAUGGCCAUCAGUCAGCAUCAGUUCUACCUCGAUCGAAAACAGAGCAAGGCUAAAAUGACCGCAGCCAGGAGUUUAGGAGACAUCGCAGUGGACCUGACGGAAAACGGCGCCGCCAAAACCACUAAACUUAACGUGGGGACCAAAAAUCAGCUCAUCAUGGCCAGCAACGGAAGCCUCGUCUCAACCGGUUCUGCAGACUCAGAGAUGAACGAUGAGCAGAAAAAAGAGAAGCUGGCUGAAUUAAGGGUGAAGGAGAAAGAAAUCCAAGACAUCCUGAACCAGAAAAUGGCCGAGCUGAAAGAGAUAUGCCUGAGGGAAGCGGAGCUGACUGGUAAACUCCCUAAAGAGUACCCAAUGAGUGUGGGUGAGAAACCUCCUGGCGUCAGAAGGAGAAUCGGCACAUCUUUUAAACUGGACGACCUUUUCCCAUAUAAUGAGGAUCCAUACCUGAGGAACCUGGAGAGUCGUUUUGCUCUGCAGCGGAAGAUCGUGGAAGCGGCGAAAAAGCUGGCGUCGGAACCCGACAUCGGCAAAACGGUGAAGAAGAAGCGGAGGAGGAACUGCCUGGAUGCCAUGCAGAAACUUCAGGAGAUCGAGGAUGAGAUGAACCGCUACCGUGUCAAGAAGGGCAAGAGACCCACGCAGAGAGCCUCGCGGAUCAUCGCUGAAGAACUGGGUCAGUCAGAAUGCAGCUCCCUUUCUGACAGCCAUCCUCUGGAUGACAAUGAUGUUAGUCAGCGGCGGCGAUCUCGCUCCCUGCAGUGUUCUCCGUUACUCAACGCUCCUCCUCCGGUCAGCCUGGACUACGACACGCAGAGACGAUCCUCCGAGAGCGACACACAGCACGACACUGCGCUAAGCAGACUGGAGUGUGAUGUUCAGCCUGGUUUGUACUACGCCUCUCAUGACGCCUCCUCGGCUAGCAGCAGCCCGUAUAAAACCGUCCCUCGCAGGCAGGCUGAGCUCCACAACGUCGCACAGACCCUCGCCAUGACCCGUAACGCCUACAGCAGCAGUCAGCUCGGGUCUGAGGAUCCAGCCCACGCCUUCCGGCACCGCAGUGGGAGCUUGGAGUCUCAGUCUCAUUUCCUCUGUUAUUCCGGUUCUGAGAGAUCCGUUUAUCCAGGUCGCCGCAGCAACAGCACCGAGGUCCUGGACGAUUGUUCGUCUUGCACGAGUGUGUCCAGCGCCGAUUUCGGUCCUCCGUGUCCUUCCACUCCUCCGUACCUCAUCCCUUCAUCCCUCCAUCACCAACACAGCACGGGCAGCAUGCCAAACCUGGUGCCCCACCACACACACACUCACGCUCACACACACACUCACCCUCGCACACCGUACAGCCCUGCUGCAUAUUACGUACCCGGCUAUGCCGCUGCUGACUAUGAGCCCUACACUAACGCCAAUGCUAAUGGUGCUUAUGUAUACGAGAAUGAACUCGAAGGACACUACAAUGUCAAUCCCUCAUACCAUGCGCACGGGUACCAUGGAAACGGACGCAGCAAGAAUUACGGGAUGGUGCACAAUCCCUAUGCAACAUUAAGACCUCCAAGAAGCAGGAAUGAACUUUUGGCUAAAAGCAUGCAGAAAGCGUUAGUGGUGGAGCACCUGAGAGGCUGGUACAACCGCAAUACUGCAGUACGGAGGCCAGUCUACGGCUACGAAUAUGACCGAGGGUACCAACAUCAUCUGGGCUAUCAAACACUACCAGCUCCAUUUAGCAGAUCCAGCAGGACCAGCUCUUAUUCAUCAGUGUCCUCUACAGCUAGCGGAGGGACAAACUGGCACACUAAUGCAGAUUUGGGGCGGAGUGAGAGUGAAGCGGAUGGAGACGUGACACCAACAUCCCAAAAGUCCUUCGCUGGAGCGUACAGUCCAACUCGCAGCAGGUUUCCUGCUGAAUGCAGUCCGUCCAGGCGUGCCGAUUCUCUCCCACACACUUCUGACUGUGGUGAGGUGUUCAGCACCGAUACAGACCAUUAGAAGAAGCACAACAAGACCGGUAUGAUCCAAACCAACUUCAUUCACAGCAUAAUCAUUUCUUCUACAUGCAGUGAUUUACAUCUGAUUUUGAUGUGUUUGUUUUUUUUUGUUUUUUACAGUGUACACAGAUGCUGCAGUUUAUAUUGCAAUGUAUUUUGCUUUUUUUAAUUUUAUUAUUAUUUAUUGGAGGACCAAAUCGCUACAACAGCAGCACAGCACACAUGGGGGGCGAAUCGUCUUCGCCUGUUUCCUGGAAAACGCAGAAAAAGGAUUUUUUUUUUUUUUAUUGUGCCUUGGAACGAAAAGUUCAGUCAGAGAGUUUUUAAUCAGAGCGUGAUCAAAUGGUGAUAAAAUAUUAUGUGACAAAAAGUUGGAAGGGUUCAUUUUUAAAACUCUAUCUAAUCCAAAUUUGUUCAGCGGUAUCGGUCCUAAUCCACUGACGCUCAUGCUAUUUCGUAUAUUGAACUGAGACUGUAGUAAGCCACACCUCUUUUUUUUUUUUUUUUUUUUUUUUUAAAUUGGUUUUGUUGCCUAGUAACAAUCAUUUCUAAACCAAGGCUGCUGGCAGCCAGACAAAAGAAAAAGUGAAUGAAAGAUAAUAGCUGUGUCUCAAAUUUGGAGUUUUGUUUUGUUUUUGUUUUUUUGAUAAUUUUUUUUAUUGUGAGCUCUGUGAUAGGUUAAUAUGCAGAUGAUGUACUAAAACUGCCAGGAAAGGAAGUAUGCUCCACAGUAUAUAGCAGAAGGGAGCAGAGAAAUUAGAGGGCUUUAAAAUGGCUGACAACACACUGAGCAAGAUUGUUGCAACAAAAACAGAUAAAAAAAAAAAAUUAAGAGGGAAGAUUUUUGGCCAGCCAUUUAAAAAAAAUAAAACUAAAAAAUUUCCCUGGAGGCUCAAUGAUCUAUUUGCGUUUAGCACUAAAUGUUAGCGUUCGUUUACUUUAUUGUACAAACACCCAGGUAUUAGAUAGUCCAGAACAAAAGUGUAUAGUGUGAGAAUAGACUGCACAGAACUUAAGAAUGAGCCUGUAAUGAAAUCAUCAACAAUUUUCUGAUUUUUUUUUUACUAAAUGAUGCUGAAACAAACAAGAAUUUCUAUCCUGAUUAGCGAAUCUCGUGAAAACAUAUUUGUCUGAACACCGAUUUACGAUUCAGAAGUCGUCUUAGUACGGGGCUAAAGUGUGUACAGGUCAAAAUAGACACGUGCUGAACUUAUAUUAUGAUCACCAUUAUGGGUUAUGGGAUUGCCUUGCAAAGGUCCUCAGAACACAUGGGCUACUUAGGCAGACCCACUAGGGACCUCCCAGGGAUAGCGUUCAUGAAAAACAAACACCGUCCUUGGUGAUUAUUACAGCAUGUCAUAUAACGAUUCUCGGUGCAGAGAUUUUGUGUUUUUGGUGAAAAUAAUGAAAUCUAGCCAUAUUAAAUCAAGCUGCCUUUUUACACUCUGUGUUUUAGUCCUAUAGCACUGUUUUUUUUGUUGUUUGUUUUUUUAGAUGAAUGAAUGUUACGAUGUCAGGAGAAUUAGUAAUGUCCUCUGACUGUCUGUACAAAAGCAAACUGAUGUCUGGAAGAAAAAAAAAAAAACAAAACAAAAAGAAAACGGACAGACAAACAUGAAAACGGUCCAACGCUUCUGAGUGCACAAGCGAAUACUGAGUUCUUAAACACUAUGUAAUAUAAUGUAAUGUAAUAUAGUUCUUCGUAGUACUCAAACUAGGAACGUUUUAAAAAUCGGACUCGUUUCUAAUGACCGAUAAAAGACGAAGCAGCGCUUGGUUGUGCACUCAGACAUUCAGACCCUAAAUGAGCAAAUUAAAAAAAUAUAUAAAAAAAAAAA
Ictalurus furcatus (blue catfish) is the source of this 5187-nucleotide messenger RNA. RefSeq names its product FERM domain containing 4Bb (gene frmd4bb). Gene Ontology annotation, cellular component: adherens junction; cytoskeleton; bicellular tight junction. The coding region runs from base 489 to 3350 and encodes 953 amino acids. The record is from RefSeq and is a predicted model, not a curated record. NCBI's taxonomy places the organism in Eukaryota, Metazoa, Chordata, Actinopteri, Siluriformes, Ictaluridae. The transcript has 22 exons. Gene Ontology annotation, biological process: establishment of epithelial cell polarity.